Molecule: messenger RNA, 3151 nt
Organism: Pieris napi
Lineage: Eukaryota; Metazoa; Arthropoda; Insecta; Lepidoptera; Pieridae
Gene: eIF2Bbeta
Exons: 25
Coding region: 122-2971 (949 amino acids)
Biological process (GO): translational initiation
Cellular component (GO): eukaryotic translation initiation factor 2B complex
Molecular function (GO): translation initiation factor activity; guanyl-nucleotide exchange factor activity
Source: RefSeq, a predicted model, not a curated record
ACUAGCAAAAGUUUGUGUUGUACUUGUAAGGUUAUGUUAUGAAUCGAAUUAUUGUCGUAAAAAAAUAUUAAAAUAUUGACCUCAAAAAAGUUAACUAACUUAUUAUUUCAUAACUAUCAAUAUGCCACCCCAAGAAUGUAAUUCGCCAGAUUUGGAUGAGAAGAGUAUUGAAAACAUUGUGAAAUUUGUAUCUGAUAUACGGACAGGGAAGCUGCAAGGAUCCAAUAAGAUUGCCGUAGCCACAGUUUCUCUUCUAGAGCAGAUCAUCACAGAUGCAUCAAAUACUAGUGUUUUAUGUCUUGUAAACGCAGUACGGGGUACUGGGCGUCGCAUAACAAAGGCAUUACCGCAGGAGCUUAUUGCUGCAAAUAUGGUGCGACGUGUAUUGCGAGCGAUACGAGACGAGCAGAGAGCCCUGGCCAAUCAGAGUAGCGAAUACUCAGGUGAUUCCCUACAGCGUUUGGUAUUAGCAGCACCAAGCCGCAGAGCAACUUUACCUUCUAAUCACGAUCUGAGGGAGCCUAUACGAGAUCAUAUAGCAGAGCUUCUUGGAGAAUUGGAAGCAAGUACAUCCUCAAUAUGUGGACAAGCAAAGGAACACAUACAUGCAGAUGACGUGAUAUUGACAUAUGGUGCGAGCAGUUUAGUUGAAAAAUUUCUUAAAUCAUCAGGAACCAAUAAAAUGAAGAUAUUGCUGGUUGAGGGACCGAAGCACGCUGAGAGUGCCGCAAUGGCAGUCAGGUUAAGUACGCAGGGUGUUAAUGUGACCCUUGUCAAUGGUGCGGCUGUAGGUGCCCUAAUGCCAAGAGUGAACAAGGUUGUCAUUGGUGUCCGUAGUACCCUAGCUGGUGGAGCUGUUUUGGGUGACGGUGGACUUCUAGCUGUGACCACAGCUGCUAGACAUUACAGCGUGCCUGUGAUAGCAUUGUCACCUCUAUACAAACUGUCACCACUGCACUCGUGUGACCACACCCACUUCAACGCCCUUUCGCCUCCGUACACCGCGCUUCCGUAUAUGAGUGGCGAAAGUGCUGUGGCUCAAGUAUUCGCGCCCAUGUGCGAUUUCGUCCCGCCAGACCACGUGACUCUAUUCAUCACCAACUUAGGCGGAAGUUCGCCGUCAUACAUCUACCGUCUGCUCUCGGAAUUGUAUGACCCCAAUGAUUAUCAAAUAUUGGAUAGCGUGGCAUCGCCCGCAGCUUCGGCGCAGAUCGAUAAAUUUGGUACCUAUGGCGCAAGCAGAAUGAGUCAAGGGGGUUCUCGUCGGCCCUACUCACGCGGUGGCCCGCGUUGGCACCCUCGUUACAAGGACUAUUGGGACUACGAGCAGAGUUAUAGCGAUGCAAGCAGUGCGGGUAGUCCGAAAGAGGCGUGCGUGGCCAACUCCCCACCACCACACCAGCAUCCGGCUCCAGCCAAGAGGCAGCAGCACCAUCCACACCCACAUCACGAUCAGAGGCGACUUAGCGUUGAAGUGCGCGUGAGUCCCGGCGCAGCUGGAACGUCAGCUGAGUCUCCACACAUACACCAUCCGCCUCAUCACCAGCCUCACCAUCAUCAUAAUAUGGACACGAAUCCGCUGGAAGGCCCCGUAGAGUCUAUCGUCAGUGGGGCAGGAUCAUCUGAUGGUGAAUUGUCUAGUAAAGCAGGAGACAGUCCCAGUAGGAAACGAAGGCGGAUAUGCAGACAUAUAUCAUCGGGUGAAAGUAACGUGUCAGUGCCAACGCCGACUGUCGAAAGACGGACGCCCAGACAUCAUUAUCAACCGAGACGUCGCGUACGCUACAUGAGCGGCGGCAACGGCGGUGUGUGUACACACCAGCGACUGAUGGAGCAUACGCCCCACCCUCCGCACCCGCCUCACCCCGCGCAUCUGCCGCACCCUGGCCCGUUGCUACUGGAUAUUAACCAGAUGUCCCUUCGUGGCGCGCGGUUAAACGCGCUCGGAGGGGGCGUGGCGUGGCCUCACCACGCUCAUCCACACCCACAUCCACAUCCACACCCACACCCGCACGCGCACGCGCAUGCGCAUCCCCACGCGCACGCACACAGGGAUCACCCGCAGAGGACUCAGAUGGGCGGAAUGUACGCGGGCCUUCAGUACCAUGGGACUUUCCCCCCGCCGCCACCCCGCGGGCCUUUUGCCUCACCUCCGCACCCGCAUACCCACUAUAUCGCUAAUUCACAACGCGCGGAAGGCGGACGGCUAGAUAUGUUGGGUGCAGGCGAAGGCACACUGUCGCCUCUUCAAGCCACGCCCGAUCUUCAUCACGCUCCACUCUUGUUGGCUACAGAGGCCCAACGAGCUCCAAUAGAGCUGAUGGCGUCACACGCAAGGCAUGCGCUGUCUCAUCACCAUCAUCAUCGUCGCAACGGCGUAGGGCCGCAUGCGCACGCGCACGGCGGAGUGGGCGUAGUAGGGGCGGGCUCUCGCGGACGUCCGUACGUUCGCACCGCGCCCAGGUGGACGCCGCACCCGCACACCGUUCAUCACAUACACGCACAGGGCGGAGGCGGUCUUGUGAACGCAUUACCUCAGUUACACGUCGCAUCGCCGCUGUCAUUACCGCCACCACCGCCUACCUACCAGGUGUUCCUGAAUCUCCUUGCGAUGUUCCCACUCUCCCCUUACGGGGAGGCGCGGGGGGAGGACGGCGCAGACUCUCCCGAGACCGAGAACUAUGAAGCUCUCCUCUCUCUAGCUGAAAGGCUGGGCGAAGCGAAGCCGAGAGGACUGGCGAGGCACGAAAUCGAUCUGCUGCCCAGUUAUAAGUACUGCGAGCAGACUCAUCAAGGCGAACAAACCUCGUGCGUGGUCUGCAUGUGCGAGUUUGAAGCUCGACAGACGAUACGUGUGUUGCCUUGUGCGCACGAGUUCCACGCGAAGUGCGUCGAUAAAUGGCUACGGUCGAACCGCACCUGCCCCAUAUGCCGCGGCAACGCGUCAGAAUACUUCAACAACUCCGAGUGACUCUAACGAAAGUCGCCGAGCGCGACUGAACCACCAAAUAACGAACGGUUAUAUUUUUUCAUAUCAGUGGAUUCCUAUAUUUAACGGAUGUAUUUGUUUGAUAGUGCAGUAAACGUACCGGGAUUUUGUAUACAUAGAUGAAACGGUAUGCCGGGUGUUUAAAGACUGUUUCCGGUAAUA